AUGUAUUCGUGCCAAGUCACUCACCGCCCUCCCAAAGCGCUACCCCAAUUGGCCGGGCACUUGAGGUCUCGUGAUUUACAAGACGUUGAUUGUGUCGCUGACCUACAACCAGCCGUCAGCUAUGACAACCUAGCGGCACAGCGCGAUUCCGACAUGUCCAAUGGGGAGAACGAUUUCGACUGGCUGCAGAACUUUUUCCCGGAAUGGAGAGAAGAGGAGCAGCGUCAAAGGAACCGCAACAAUGGCGGCCCUGACCAGGACCAUCAGCUAAACCCGUAUCCCGCGUUCGCCGAUGCGGCGCAAGUGGCCCAAGCUGCCUACACAGUCUAUGUUCGAUUCCACCAUUCCCAAUCACCUCAAGCGCGCACUGUGCAGAUGAGUCAACGAGGACAGCCCCCUGCGCAAUAUCAUCAGGGGAUGGAUCAGACGUUAUCCCGUUCUCAGUUACACCGACAUUCCCAGUACGAGCAACCACAGCAGCAGCAGCGACCGGAACUACUACUGCAGCAACCGUUUCAGCAACAGAUUCAACAAGAACCACUGCGACAGCCUCAAAAACAGCCUAAUAACCAAGCAGAGCACCCAGCUCGUCACCAGGCGGAGCAGCAAGCGCUGCAGCAAUCUCAGAUAUAUGAACCGUAUCGGACGCAACACCAGCCUCUGCUCCAGCCGCCCCAAAAUAACGGAGACCAGCUCCAACAAUACUAUCGAGAGGCACAGCAUCAACAUCAAACGCAGGUCCAGUCCAGUUCUCGCCCUCACCAGCACCGUACACAGCCGCCACCGCAGCAAUAUAUGCGACCAUUUGAUGUUAACCCGUCUGCGUCAUAUUAUCACCGGUCUUCCACUUCUCUAGCCCCUACGCGCUCCCCAGUGCAACAAUCGGCUUCUGGACCAUCCCGUACAGUAUUGCAGAGUCCAGUUGUGGCCCACUCGGGACUAAAUACUGGGGAAUCUUCACGGAACAGUACGCCGAUGAACUCGCAACAACAAGAGCCCAAACCACGGCCUAAAGCACACCCUCUGGCACCUGGCCAGUCUCAGGCAUCAUCGAAGCAACUGGAAGUCUUGAAUUCGGGAUACUCCCUUGAAGAUGCAGCGCUUCUUAAGCCAACGAAAGCGCCAGCGGUCUCACAUUCACAACCUUCGCCCAAACCGGUAACCAGCACCGGCGGUCUAGCUUCAGUAUCUGUUCCUACACCUGCAUCUAUGCCUAUGUCUGCACCUACACAAGCUCGUACCUCAGGCUCGCCUCCAGUGGUGAAAUUCACUCCUGCAGCAGUAGCUACUGAUCGGUCGUCCACCGGAGCUUCGACAACACCCACUAGCUCUGGGAGUCCACCCGUGCAUGCCUUGAACUACGCAAUACCGCCGGCGCUCAGGGUUUAUGCAACACCACAGAUGCAUAGAGCCUAUACACCACCGCAGCCGGUCAAGGAACCUGCUUUUUCUCAACUUCCUGCUCAGAUACCUCGCAGCACCUCUGCCCCUUCAGUGCCGCCAAUUACCUCGAAGCCCACCGCUCCUGUCCCGCAACCACCCAAGCCUGCUGUGCCUCCUCAAGCAACUGCCCAGAUAGACAACUUUACACCCUUCGUGCCAGCAUCUACUCCAACUGUCUCCGCAUCUUCCACAAAUGGGGGGAAUUCACCAUUGUCUUCCCAAGCUAGAUUAGCGGGAGACGAGAGAAAGCGAGGCAGCCCCCGACUAUACCCUAACAUCGUGGGCCCAGUCAAUCAAUCGGCUGGAUUUGGGAAAUUGGUUGACAGAUGGAGAAUGCACUCGCAUCCAAGCCCUUCUUCGAAUGGGAGCCCCCAUCAGUAUCAGCCAGGACUUUCUGGCCUCCCAAAUUUUCAAAACAUUGCCCCCGCCCCUGCUACUGGUCUUGCCCCCGCUCCGCCGCCAGCCUGGAGGUCUCCUUCGAAUGCUGCUUAUCCAACAUCGGGUCCUACGCCCCGCCGAAAGAAAGCACUUGUGCCUACUUCAGAUCGAUUCGCUAUGGUCCCCCGAGCAUCACUCUCACAAACACAGGCACCUACCGGGGCAUCGGGCUAUAAUCCUCCGUCAAAUAUAGCCCCGAUUACGGCAAGGCCCGCAGACCAGAAUUCUCCUAGAUCUCUCCAGCCCCCUCCUGCUUCGCAGCCACCAGCUGCUAAAAUACGGAAGCUGGAUGAUGGCUCCCGACAGGCCGUCACACCAUCCAAGACCUUGGACUUAGCUCGGUACGCUCGACAAUCUCCAAGUCGAAAACACAUCGCGUACCGCUCCGACAUUGUUGAACAGGUGAAGAUCUCGGAUGUUCUGGUCAAAACGGCAUAUGAUCCGGCCACCAUCGCUCGGGAUAUCUUGAUCGUUGCGGAUAAGCAUCCGACAGAGAAGGGCUUGAACCACCAUUUGCAAAUCCUUCGACCCAAUUUCCGGGCUGUCGACUACACAUCAGAUCUGGCCACUUUUCGGUGGGAGCUGGUGGACCCUUAUGUGCACUACCCGCCAGGAGUUGAAGAGGCAAUCGCCAGGGCUCAACAGAUGUCGACAACUUCGGCCUCAGGGCUUGUGCCAACUGCUCGACCGCCAAACCUUCCCUUGAACUAUACCGGUUCUGCUAGUCCAGACGAGCCCCACCUGUCUGCACGUGAUGCCCCCACAGCCCCGCUGGCGCGUCCCGCAGAAAGUCGCUCUGUCAACAGCACCAGCACGGGCAACAUCAGGACAGCUGCGACCGGCGCAGGCACAAGUAGCUACAUCCAAAAAAGCUCAGAUCCGAGUGGUCCAGGCCUUAUCAAUUCUGCUCUAAUCAAUUCUGCUCUAACCAGUUCUGGCAAGACUGGUGCGGAAGUGACCAGGACGGGCGCAAUAAGUACCAACGUCGCCCCGAGCUACCAUGCACAUCCCCCCAGACUUACAUCCCCAGCCCCCCCUACUUCUUCUCAGAAGGCAACCCCCAUACCGCCCUCAGCAGUGCGCUUGAACUCAUUUGGAGCUUUGCCUUUCAAAGCUCCCUCCCCUCUCCGUCCCACGGCUCAACCGCUACCUCCUUCCAUUUCAGUUGCAUCUCAACCUUCAGUCUCGACUCCAGUCUCGACUCCAUUCCCAGCUCCACCACCUCAGUCUUCACCCAGAAAGCCCGUGAAAUCAGCGACGGUACCGUUGUCCUCGUCACAAUCUGCUGCUGUCGCUCGCUCUCCAUCAAAAACACCCAAGACUCCCUCCCAAUCUCCUCGUGGCAAGGAUCCCCGGCAAUCAUCCUUGCCAAAAGAUCUUCCUGAACCUCAAGUCGUUAUUUCAAUUUCACCAGGAGCAAUGGCAGCCCUCAAGAAGAAGCCCGCCCGUCCAUACCAGACGGAUGUCCAGGUGGAGGUGGCCAUUGACAACCGGCCAACCCCUGAAUAUCAAGUCUUCCAAUGCAAGUGGACGGGGUGCAAGGCAGAGCUCCACAACUUGCAAGCGAUCCAGACACACAUUGUGGGUGUUCAUAUCCCUCACCACAUCGUCUGCGGCUGGGGUGAUUGCACCGAUGAGAAGCCCCGUCCCGCUUCCGAAAUGUGGGAGCACGUCCAAGUGAAUCAUAUUCAGCCCCUGGCCUGGCAACUCGGAGAUGGCCCUUCGGUCUCGGUAACUGCGGCCGAUGGCUAUGAAUUACCUAAGAUGUUCAGCCAGGAACGAAACGAUACGAUGACUCUCCCGGCGGAUCGUGAUUCGGUCAAGAUCUUCAGUCGCAUUCACGGCACGCAGACGAGCAAGCAAAAGGCUCAGCUGAUGGAGGAAGCUGGGCGUCAGUGGAAGGAAGGUGCUGGCCCGGAUACGGAUGUCAGCGAUCGACCUCUUUCCACACCAACCCGAUUGUUGGCCAGCAGCCACACCGAGACGGCGUACACUAUGUCCGACAUACAAGUGGUGAUUUGA
Molecule: messenger RNA, 3903 nt
Organism: Penicillium brasilianum
Lineage: Eukaryota; Fungi; Ascomycota; Eurotiomycetes; Eurotiales; Aspergillaceae
Source: the annotation of a GenBank genome assembly